This is a messenger RNA of Lingula anatina, 1170 nucleotides long. RefSeq lists its product as uncharacterized. Lineage: Eukaryota; Metazoa; Brachiopoda; Lingulata; Lingulida; Lingulidae. The record is from RefSeq and is a predicted model, not a curated record.
UUCUUCAGCGAAUUCAGAGCGCAGCGACUGACAAGCAAAGAAAAAUUGUCGUGAUGACGACGUUUCUAUCAACCCUUGUAGUGCUGGGUCUGACGGACCUGAACGCGGUGGCUGGACUAAUAAUUAGAGAAUCGUAUACUUUGCCCCCCAUCAAUUACACACAUGUGCCACCCAUUAAAUACACACUACCACCCAUUAAAUACACACUACCAGCCCCCACUGAAGACACAAAACCACCACCACCACCACCACCACCCACUGAUGAUGCAGGAGGAUUCCCCGAAAACCCAGACGGCGCUAUCUUCAGAACAACUCUCGAGGACGGGACGUUAAUAGUGACCGGGUUCUCAUCAAACCAAACCACGUCACCGGAUGGCAAACCCUACCCAGCGGAGGUCCACGAGCAUAGCAAAUUCCCCACACAGCAACCAGAUAGUGCAGACGACACUCACCGACAGGACAGAGUCUGUGACACACAGCUGGCGCCGCCCUACAUGGUGGACAAAAUUGGUGUGAUCCUUCUGGUUGAUCAGUGUCGGACUGUGGAUUACUGGAUCACACUGUGGUGGGUUUACUGGGGAAAUAAUUGGUGGCCUGUCAUGAACUACCCCUGGUGGGGAUGGCACUGGUAUCACUGGUGGUACUGUCUAUCAAGUCGAUGCAGAGCCGCCAUUUUUGAAGGAAGUAGGUUACGAUUUUUGUGCUGGCGUUGUAGAACGGAGUGGGGCUGGAAACGUGUGCUGAUAUGGUAUUACAAGAAUCUGCGUUGGAUUUGGAUCCGUGCACCUGUCGGGUGUUGCUGCGACUCUAGGAGACCGUGGUGGUGGUGCUAGUCUACACGUCACGUGACGUCACGCCAUCUGAUUAUCUUCAACAAGAUAAAAAAUACAUGCACUGGCAUAUAUACUGCUUUGUAUGUAGCUCUUGAGUAUAAUACGCCAAUAGAUAUUUAUGGAGGAGCAAUCGGUACAAAAUUCUUAUAGACUACCACAUGUAACUUUUUGUCCGAAGUACAGAAUAAGCUGACUUGGACUAUGAUUUAUGUUUAGAUCUAAAGCUGACUACCGGUAUUUGUUUUAGGCCUACUGAGAUUUAAUACAUAGUAUUGUGCAACCAUAUCUCUCUCUGUCUGUACGAGUAUAGAAAGAUGCGUGAAUAAAGAAAUCAAAU